AUGAUUAAGAUCGUGUUUCACAAAUUAAUUUUCUUUAGCAAAAUUAGUCCUAAUAGAAAGAUAUUAAACACAAUUUAGACCUUCCAUCAUAGCUUAAAUACCAAGAAAAAAAAUGACACUAAUGUAGCAAGAAUUUAAAUCAUAAAACUAAUUGUUAAUUUUUUUUAAUUCUUCUUCAUUAAAUAAACUUUAAUCUGA
Messenger RNA from Paramecium sonneborni, 198 nucleotides. The record is from the annotation of a GenBank genome assembly. Lineage: Eukaryota; Ciliophora; Oligohymenophorea; Peniculida; Parameciidae.